GCAAUUUCCAAUGAAUCAAUUGACAGUUGACAGUUAGUCAGGUAACGCCACUUCCUUCUCCUUCCGAAUUCCCUGUACUCUGAACAGUUCCAAUCAGCUUACGCUUCAUUUGGGCAUCGAAGCGGAACCCUAAAAUUCUAAGGAAUGCAUACUUCUGUUGAGGGAAUUAAACGUCAGUUACCGUCAUGGAUGGUGAAGAAGGUUGGUACCAAUCAUGUGAGUAACUCUGACAAUGUUGGUGAAACUACUUGUUCUGUGGACAAAGGGGACGUAGCUACAGAGAAUGGCGGAAAUCGUAAAACUCAAAAGGAAAAGGAAAAUGCAGAGAUAGAUCACAACAGGGGAGCUUCAAAGAGGAAAUCAAACUUAAAUGCAAAGGGUGAAGCUAAGAGAAAAAGAAAAUCAAGCCAAGGUGAUGGAAGCAGCGGUAGUACCAUUCAAAAGAAGAACAAUAAAGGCAAUGGACCAAUGGAUCAAGCUCGUAAGUCAUCUAGAAAGAAAUGCCGAAAUUUAGAGGAUCAUAGACGUGAUAGUACUGAUGUAAUUCCAGGUCAAGCAUCUGAUGAUGAAAAUGAUCUGGAGUUGACGGUGGAUGAUUUAAUGACCAUAGCAGAACAGUAUGUCAAAGAACAUGAAUACAAGAAGAGGCAAGAAAAAUCCAAUAGACAGGGUGAAUCAAAAUCUCAAAUUCCAACUAAAAGUGAACCAGGCAGUGCUCUUGAUUCCUGUUGCAAGAACACAAAAACACCUAGUUCUUCAAGGGAAACUCUCUGUGGUUCCACUCGACCUGGUAAAUUAAUUACUACAAGCACUUUUCAACAAGUUAAUCCUGCUAAAGAAUUUCUGGAGAUGUACUUUGGUUUCAAACCCCUCGAGAAGGAGGAAGAAAAGCAAUCUGUUGUACAUAACUUAGAAUUUACCUAUGAGUGCACUAGACAAAGUCAAGAUGAUCAUGUUGGAGAAGAAGUGGUCCCCUUGACGAAGAAAAGAAGCACUUUGAAAGACAAGGUUGCAAUGUUUCUUGACUAAAACCUGUUAAAUCAUUCGAGAAGUUACGUUUUAUCCUAGAUUGGUUGUAAGUCAAUCAUUUUUGCUAGGGUGUAAAGCUCCUCGUACCUCAAAUUCUGAUACAAUGUAUUUGAAAUGCUAAACACUCAUCGCUAGGGGACACAACAGUAAAGCAUUUACUUUGACACAUCAUGAGGCAAUAGGUUGUUAGAUGCAUCUAUUGUAUAGAUUACAUUGUACAUUAUCAUCAGCUCAACCGUAGAAGAUAAGUGAACACAUAAUAAACAUAUGAGCUCUUGUUUUUCUGUCAUCUAUAGAGAACUUAUAGUUUAUAUUGAUCCUAUAUGAUUAACUUUAAUAAUUGCAAUGACUGUGGAAUAUGCAUGUUUCUGGUUGAUUAUUAUACAGUUCUUACCUAGUUCAGAUUAGUUAAUUAUCAAUGGAGGAGUCUUCUUGUGAAUUUUUCUAUAUUUUGACAUAUAAUUUAAUAAUAAGAGAUUGGAACAAUUACAUCAAUAGUAUGUUCGGUCUAUCUCAUUGAUAAAGUGGGGUUUAGUUCUGUUUGGCUAACUUUAGACCUUUAUCUAAAUUAUAUUUAGAGUCAUAGCCAGUGAAAGGAGGACCAUGUGUUGGGGUAGAGUGCUUUCUGUAGUGCCUUAAGUGCAAAAGCAAAAUCUAUUUGCAUAUACAUGCUUUGGAACAAGACUUAUCUCAGACUUUACAUAUGAUAUUGGCUCUUUUGUUUUGAUGAUUUUGCAUGAAUAUGAUCAUGUUCUUUAUAGCUCUAUGUAAUCAGAUUAUCUAAUUUUCAUUUUCUAUGCCUUUGUAUGCAUUUUGUCUGCUACCUGCAACACCUGCUCUUGAGUAGAACAAACAACCAAACCUCUCUCUGUCUCUACAAUUUCUAUUUGAGUUUUGUCUCUCAUAUAGCUUUAGAGAUCUGAAUACCACUCUCACAUUGGAUAACUUUAUGUUGGGUGCACGAUCAUUCAAUCGUCUUUACUUGAUACAAAGUACAUCCAUAUUUGUUUAAGAGAUGUUAAUAUAAAAUAGGAAAGGAUAAAACUAUGUUGUUCUGGUGCUUCUACUUGGAUGCAUUGUAAGCACUGCUUACUCUGUUUUUUUUUUUUUUUUUCAUUACAUAUUAUAUACCUGGACAGAAAAGCUUAUUUAGGAAUAAAAAAUAUUGGAACUGCCCAUUUUCUCUAGUGCUUUGUUGGUUGUCCUAAUUGUAUGUUAAAGAAGAAAUCUUGAUAGUCCAAUUUUGUGUCCUAUGUUCUUGACAUCUUCCUGAAUUCGGUGUCUGUAUUCUCCAAAUGUGAAUUUCCUGUAUAAAGAAGGUUUCCUGUAGCCAUUUAUUAUCGUACUGUAAGAAGGGCAUAGGAAGUAUGCUAUGGAAUAUCUAUCCAUUUUGUCAUUUGCCACUACCUUGUGCUCCACACUUUUGUACACGUCAUUGCUCCAUGCCUG
Arachis stenosperma is the source of this 2478-nucleotide messenger RNA. RefSeq lists its product as uncharacterized. The transcript is spliced from 3 exons. NCBI's taxonomy places the organism in Eukaryota, Viridiplantae, Streptophyta, Magnoliopsida, Fabales, Fabaceae. The coding region runs from base 145 to 1029 and encodes 294 amino acids. The record is from RefSeq and is a predicted model, not a curated record.